CACUCUGCGAGGAACAAAGCUCAGAAGAAAUCAUGGCAACAGAAACAGAAGUCGCUCCCGCCGCCCCGGCCCAGGGCAAGGCAGUACCCGCCAAGAAGAAGAAGGCGGCGGCCAAGCCGAAGAAGGCCGGCCCCAGCCUCAGGGACCUCGUCAUCGAAGCGGUGUCGCUGUCCAAGGAGCGCGGCGGCACGUCCCUGGCCGCCAUCAAGAAGUAUCUGCUCUCCAAAGGAUACGAUGUGGACAAGAACAAGGUCCGCGUCAAGACCGCUAUCAAGGCUUUGGUCGCCAACGGGACCCUGACACAGCCCAAAGGCUCCGGCGCCUCCGGGUCCUUCAAGCUCGCCAAGAAGGCCGCCGAGCCCAAGAAGAAGAAGGCCGCCGAACCCAAGAAGAAGAAGGCCGCCGAACCCAAGAAGAAGAAGGCCGCCGAACCCAAGAAGAAGAAGGCCGCCGAACCCAAGAAGUCCCAAAAGGCAGCAAAGAAGGCAGCAACCGAAAAGAAGUCUCCCAAGAAGACGAAGAAACCCACAUCGGCCAAGAAGCCUAAAGGCACGCCAAAGAAACCCACCAAGGCCAAGUCCUCAAGGAGCCCCAAGCAGCCCCCCAAAAAGACUACAGGAAAGAAACCCGCCCCGAAGAAGAAGACUACUUCUGCCGGCAAAUCCAAGAAAGCAGCACCCAAGAAGAAGUGAAGCUCCACAUCACUCAUCUACACAAAGGCUCUUUUAAGAGCCACACACAUCAACUUUAAAGACUUCUUUCCUAUUCAUUCAUACGGCUGCAAUCAAGAUAUGUAUAUAAUGAUAAUAAAAAAAAAACACAGCUCACUAAAAAACACAAGUUACAGAAUAGCGGUAAUAAAUUAUUCCUUAAUUACUUUAACUGUCGUAUUGAGGCUGAUAUCAAUAUUACAUGUGGAAAAUAACCUGAUAACAGGCUCAGGGCAGUAUACACUGUAUAUUUGUUUUACUAGCUGUAAGUAUGUAUAUAUUUUUAGAUUUAAAAUUCGCUUCAACGGUCUCUAUGUAUUUUCAAACUGCAGGAUAUAAAUAAAGGAUUUCACUUUAAAAUCACAACUUUCACAACA
Molecule: messenger RNA, 1087 nt
Organism: Centropristis striata (black sea bass)
Lineage: Eukaryota; Metazoa; Chordata; Actinopteri; Perciformes; Serranidae
Product: histone H1-like
Exons: 1
Coding region: 33-692 (219 amino acids)
Biological process (GO): nucleosome assembly
Cellular component (GO): nucleosome
Molecular function (GO): DNA binding; structural constituent of chromatin
Source: RefSeq, a predicted model, not a curated record